GGUUCCAUUGGUCCCUCACUUUCAGCUUCAAUGUAAACAAAAUAAGAAAACUUCAGUAAGCUAUAGAUUCUCCUUCCACUUUUCAUUCUUACUCCUUCUCACUACUUUAAAAUUCCAAAAUCCCCCUCUGAUUACCAAACAUUAUGGGUGAUAGCUUUUUGGAGUUCUCUACUCGUCUUCAUCUCUUCAACUCCAUUCAACCCAAAAGACACCAUUGGAGUUCUCUCAUUGUCUCAAAGAUGGCACCUUUAGUGAUACUACUGCUACCACUGCUGCUGUGUGGCACUGUGUCUGCAUGGGAGGCGACGUGCUCUGGCCAAGUGCCGGCAUGGCAGCGUGCGGAGACUAUAUCACUAACUGAAUUCGGUGCUAUCGGAGAUGGUCGCACAUUGAACACUUGGCCUUUCAGGAAGGCUAUAUACCAAAUAGAGCAUCUCCAACGACGCGGUGGUACUACGCUCUACGUCCCUCCCGGUGUGUGGCUCACCGGCAGCUUCAACCUUACCUCUCAUAUGACUCUGUUUCUUGCUCGCGGUGCUGUCAUUAAGGCCACAAGAGAUGCAUGGAAUUGGCCGCUGAUGGAUCCUUUACCAUCCUAUGGGAGAGGGAGGGAAUUGCCAGGGGGUAGAUAUAAGAGCUUGAUUCAUGGGAAUGGACUCCGUGAUGUUGUAAUAACAGGUGAGAAUGGAACCAUUGAUGGGCAAGGGGAUGUAUGGUGGAACAUGUGGAGACGAAGAUCACUUCGUUUUACAAGGCCACAUCUUCUGGAGUUCAUGCAUUCCAGAAAUAUUAUCAUCUCUAAUGUUGUGUUUCUGAACUCUCCAUUUUGGAAUAUCCACCCAGUUUAUUGCAGCAAUGUUGUGAUUAAAUCAGUGACAAUUCUAGCUCCACAUGAUUCUCCUAACACUGAUGGGAUUGAUCCUGACUCCAGCACCAACGUGUGCAUAGAGGACUCAUACAUUUCAACAGGGGAUGAUCUGGUGGCUAUCAAGAGUGGGUGGGAUGAAUACGGCAUAUUCUACGGCCAGCCCAGCUCUGGCAUCACCAUUAGAAGACUAACAGGCUCCUCACCCUUUGCCGGCAUUGCUAUUGGUAGUGAAAACUCUGGUGGAAUUUCAAAUGUCUUAGUAGAGGACAUUGAUAUCUUCAACACUGGAAUUGGAAUACAUAUCAAAACCAAUAUGGGCAGGGGAGGUUACAUAAGGAACAUAACGUUCAUGGAUGUGAGAAUGAACACUGUCAGGAAAGGAUUGAGGAUUGCUGGCAAUGUGGGUGACCAUCCUGACAACAAGUUCAAUCUAAAAGCAUUGCCUGUAGUGAAUGGAGUGACCAUAAGAAAUGUUUGGGGUGUUAAUGUGCAGCAACCGGGGAGUAUAGAAGGGAUCAAGAAUUCGCCUUUUUCCCAUAUAUGUCUUUAUAAUGUGAAGUUCUGGGGCAUUAAAAUGCGGUACACGUCUUGGAAGUGCAUGCAUGUGAGCGGAACGGCUUCCGAAGUUGAGCCGUGGCCAUGUGCAGAGCUUGCACGAUCUCCAGCCUCAGGGUUGUGCUCUAAUGCUUUCUGAUUGUUUUGUUUGUUCGUUUUAUCUAUCUCUCUGCCUCAUGUUAUAAUAAACAUGUCUGAGGCUCUGAGCUUGCUCA
Molecule: messenger RNA, 1638 nt
Organism: Dioscorea cayenensis subsp. rotundata (Guinea yam)
Lineage: Eukaryota; Viridiplantae; Streptophyta; Magnoliopsida; Dioscoreales; Dioscoreaceae
Product: probable polygalacturonase
Exons: 5
Coding region: 144-1562 (472 amino acids)
Biological process (GO): carbohydrate metabolic process
Molecular function (GO): polygalacturonase activity
Source: RefSeq, a predicted model, not a curated record